Molecule: messenger RNA, 1724 nt
Organism: Emys orbicularis (European pond turtle)
Lineage: Eukaryota; Metazoa; Chordata; Testudines; Emydidae
Gene: MOSPD2
Product: motile sperm domain containing 2
Exons: 15
Coding region: 171-1724 (517 amino acids)
Cellular component (GO): endoplasmic reticulum-endosome membrane contact site; endomembrane system
Source: RefSeq, a predicted model, not a curated record
GGACGGCAGCGGGCUGAUUGACCUGUUGGGGUAGUUCCGGGAAGCGCGCGGUGUUAGUCGGCGCUCCCUUGCUUCCCCCCCGCUGCUCUCUUCGUCACGCGCUCCCCUCCCCUUCCGCUCUGCUGCCUUGUCACCAGCUGCUGCGGGGACCGGGGAACCUCAGCGGGACCAUGGCCGGCCAGCAGGACAAGGCUGCCUUAAUUAGCGAAACCAGACGACGCUUUGAGACUGAAUAUGUGCCAGAUAAAUCAGAUAAAUAUGAUUCCAGAGAUGUGGAAAGAUUGCAGCAAGAUGAUAAUUGGAUUGAAAAUUAUUUAAUUUGGCGUCAUGAUGUUGUGGAUGAUACACUGAAGAUGAUUGAUGAAAGCUUUCAGUGGAGGAAAGAAUACAUGGUCAACGAUUUGUCUGAAUCUGCCCUUCCAAAAUGGUUAUUUGAAAAUGGUGCUCUUUACCUGCAUGGAUAUGAUAAAGAGGGCUACAAGUUAUUCUGGUUCAGGGUGAAGUUUCAUACAAAAGAUCCUAAACUGCAGUUUGAAAAAAAGAAGUUUGUAGCCUUUUGGUUAGAGCAUUAUGCCAGAAGAGAACAUGGGAAGCCUUUAACAGUGGUGUUUGACAUGGCUGAAACUGGACUCAGUCACAUAGACUUGGACUUCAUUCGGUUCAUCAUCAACUGUUUUAAAGUUUAUUAUCCUAAUUACCUCUCAAAGAUAGUGAUCUUUGAAAUGCCAUGGAUAAUGAAUGCUGCUUUUAAAAUUGUGAAGGGUUGGCUUGGUCCAGAUGCGAUAAGCAUGUUGAAGUUUGCAAACAAGAAUGAAGUGCAGGAAUACAUCAGUGCAGAAUAUCUGCCUGCCUACAUGGGUGGAAUUGAUACUUUCAAGUUCAGUUACCCUCCAUUGGUUGAUGAUGAUUUUCAAACUCCAUUAUGUGAAAAUGGACCUAUUACUACUGAAGAUGAAACUGAAAGUAAAGAGGAGGUGGAAGCAGACAGCAAGGAGGCUGGAGAAUCCAGUGAAGAGCAAAUUCUCAAUGUGAAAAAGGUAUGUUCUGUAGAACAAAUUUCCAAACCAGACGAGAAUGACAAAACAGAUUCCAAAACAAAAAAUGCAAAGAAAGCGUUAACCAUUUUUAAAGGACCGUUAUUACAUAUAAGUCCGGCAGAAGAGCUGUUUUUUGGAUCCAAAGAAAUUGGAGAGAAAAAAUGUUUGAUAGUUCUCACAAAUGUGACUAAAAAUGUAGUGGCCUUUAAGGUGAGAACAACUGCUCCUGACAAGUAUAGAGUUAAACCAAGUAAUAGUAGCUGUGAACCUGGUACAUCAAUAGACAUAGUAGUAUCCCUCCAUGGUGGUUUUGCCGCUUCCCUGCAGGACCGUUUCCUGAUAAUGGCAGCAGAAAUGGACCAGGCUUCUGGAGCAGGCGUACCAGAAUUAGCUCAGUUUUGGAAAGAAGUCCCUAGAAACAAAGUGAUGGAACAUAGGUUAAGAUGUCAUGUUGUAGAAAGUAGCAAGCCUUCUACUCUGACAUUAAAAGAGAAUUCAUUUAAUAUUCCUACAAAAACCAAUGAAGAUUUACACUUACAGCUAACUCAAUUAUUACAGGUUAAUAGAAGACUUCAAGAGCAGAUUGAUCGCUGUGUCUGGUUCCAGCAGCUAAUAGUUGUAUUAGCAUUGUUCUUAGUUGCUAUUGCUGCCUUUUGCUUCUUCCUGUUGUACACUCAGAGAUGCUAA